Messenger RNA from Bemisia tabaci, 2603 nucleotides. RefSeq names its product phosphatidylethanolamine-binding protein homolog F40A3.3. The record is from RefSeq and is a predicted model, not a curated record. Lineage: Eukaryota; Metazoa; Arthropoda; Insecta; Hemiptera; Aleyrodidae.
UUCCUCAUUUUGCUAAGAACCUAUUUUCCUGGAAUGACGCAUAUUUAUGAUGCCACAGACCCCCCUCAUAGUGUGGGGUAGAACAAGAAAGGUUAGUAAUUAAUUACGAGGGGGAAUUGAAAAUUCCAAAUUUUAACCACACUACGGAAAAGGUAUCAGUUCAUCGGUAGCAUUAGAAGAGGUUAUGUUGUUGUUUGGACCCAAGUCAAUAAAAUCCUUAUACGUUAACGUCUAGCCUAUAUCAGUCCGUAGGUGACGAAAUCGAUUAUAGGGAAGGGGCGUAACGAAUAAUUUCUCUUAAUAUCAAUCUUAUCUGAAGACUAUCUAAUUUACUCAUCAACAUUUGGUGAUGAAGCUUUCGAAGAGAAAGAUGCCUCUCCUUACAGUAUUAAGUGAAUAAUGAAUUCAAUUUGAUCUUUUUCGUGGGCAAAAGAACCGAUGAAGGGCUGAAGAAAAAUUGCAACUCGCAGAAUAGACAUGGUCACUUGAAGUGUGAUCAAAAAGUGGUUUCAAAUUGUGAAUUUUCAAAAGUUACAAUGUAAAACGAAAUUGAUCCUCAGAGCUAAUUAUCGGAUUUUGAAGCCAUGCGAAAAUGCAUGCAAGUAUAAGUGAUAGUUAUAAGCAUUAUAAAUUCAGUGUCCAGUGUUCAUGUGUUCGAUUUUACGGCACCUAAUCAAUUUUGACCUGAUCUAAUAAAUUUGUUCGUCGAAACCACCAUAGUGCGUUUUUUCGAUUUCAUCUUGAAAUGUAAUCAUACAUGGAAUGGAAAUGGAAUGUAAAAAGAUCAUAUUACAUAAAUUUAAAUCUUCAAAAAAACGGACACGUUGAUUUAACAAGUUUUUAGAAGAAGGAGUGGAUAAAAGGUAUAUUUUUUUACCUAGUUUUUAUGUGCACUUUUGCUCACUGUGAAGGCUCUCAAAAGUGUAUUACCUCCUUUAAUCGUCAACAUGCACUGGUAUCAAAAAAGUGGACAAAAUUUAUGGAUUCAAUGUGGAUUUUGGAUUUGGACCAUAACACAGGAAAUUGUUUCUGCAAAUUUUACAACAGAUCCGACAACGCAAGUGACUGGGACAACCCCUAUGCCUCAUCGAGAAAUGUUAUUUGAACUCGAGGCCCAUAAAAUCAUCCCUGAUUGCAUAGAUGGGGCACCACCAUAUCCUGCGCAGAUAAAAUUUCUCGAGAAAGUGGAAGUAGACUUUGGGAAUAUAUUGCUCGUGAAUGAGAUCAAAUUUGCCCCAUAUCUGAUAAGGUAUCCAAUGAAAAAUUCAACUUUCUACACCGUGAUGAUGGUCGGUCUAGAUGAGCCAAGUGAGGAAGCGCCAACUGACAGGGAGUGGCUCUAUUACUUGGUGUGUAACAUACCAGGACUGACUAUUUUCCAAGGAGAUGCAAUAGCCAAGUGGGUUCAACCAAUGCCUAAAAUGAGCACAGGAAUGCAUCGCUAUGUUUUCCUCAUAUACAAACAAAAAUCAAGAACAGCUAUAGUUGAGAAUGAAAUAAGUGCCGGACGUUCAGAUAAAGACAGAGCAGGGUUCUCUCAUCAGCGAUUUGCAGAGAAAAAUAACUUUGGCAAACCGAUUGCCGUCAACUUUUUCGUUUUGAUGAGUCCGUUUAAUUUGACGGUCACGCCUUUUCCCGACGAGAAAGUUCCCGAACCAACCGACAAUUACCUCGAGGAAGCGCGGAAAUUAAAUGAAGAAAAGGAGAAACGCAAGGAAAUGAAUCAACAAAAGGAAGAAAAGCAGCAGAACUCCACUCUAUCGACUCCAAAAAAUUAAAUACCUAUCAUGAGAAAAAGAGAUGAUACGUGACUGCUGGGGAAAAAUCUAAUGAUUAAUUUUUUUUUUUAAAAAAAAAUAAUUAAUUCAGUAGGUAAUAGGACAAUUGUUGGAGGCAAUUUUUGAAAAAUACGCAUAUUUGUGUAAAAUAUGUACUUGGGUAAUUUCUACUUUUAUUUUCUGUAUAUACCACCGUGUAAUAGCUCUCAGCGUUGAGGUUCCCAUAUUUCAGAGGGUUUUCUUCCUGACAUGCAUCUACAGGGUGAUCCAUAAGUCUCGCAUCAUUGGCACCCGACAUCGCAACUAUAAGAUUUGAAUAAAUUGAGAUAGAUUGAGACUUGAAAUAUUUGCGGAGGCUCUAAAGUCGACCAAAAUUUUAAGGAGACAACCUCAAAAAGGUCUAAGAAUCCUAUUAGUUAUAGCAGUGGUACGAAAUUUUUGGAUCGUUGUAUACAAUCAAUCAUGGUCACUUUGAACGAUGUGUGUUUAUUUUACGUAAACAGAAUGUCUUUUGAAUCCACGUUUGGAAUAAAUAGUUUCCUCAAACAAGCAACACGAAUCGAAGGCAAUCUAUCAAUAGAUGAGGAAAUAAAAGUUCCACUGUAAACACUAAAAUUCGGGUUUACUUCAGGAUAUUGUGAGCAAGAAUGUAAAAAAAAGCGAGCCCAACUGACACGCUUAAAAUCAGACAAAAGACGACAUAGUUUUAAGAAUUUCACAGCAUAUCAUAGUUGUAAUUUUACAAAUUAACGGACAAGAUUGUUUCUCUCCUGUCUUGGGUCAGUUUUGCCCCCAUUUUGUAAUUCAAUAAACCCUAGAAACCAA